Molecule: messenger RNA, 2302 nt
Organism: Engraulis encrasicolus (European anchovy)
Lineage: Eukaryota; Metazoa; Chordata; Actinopteri; Clupeiformes; Engraulidae
Gene: pofut1
Product: protein O-fucosyltransferase 1
Exons: 7
Coding region: 1-1185 (394 amino acids)
Biological process (GO): regulation of Notch signaling pathway; Notch signaling pathway; protein O-linked glycosylation via fucose
Cellular component (GO): endoplasmic reticulum
Molecular function (GO): peptide-O-fucosyltransferase activity
Source: RefSeq, a predicted model, not a curated record
AUGGCGGCUAAAUGGCGAGCCUUCAAACUCUGCUUUUUAAUCUUAUUAUGUGCAACGUUGUUUCAACAGUUUUGGACGGAUGCCGCGACAAUAGAGUGGGAUGAAAACGGAUACAUUCUAUAUUGUCCAUGCAUGGGUCGAUUCGGUAAUCAGGCGGACCACUUUCUCGGGUCGUUGGCCUUUGCUAAACUGCUGAAUCGAACUCUUGCUGUCCCCCCCUGGAUUGUUUACCGACACCACGCUCCACCAUACACCAAUGUCCACGUGUCAUAUAGUGAGUACUUCCAGCUAGAGCCCCUGAGGGCCUACCACAGGAUAGUGAGCCUGGAGGAGUUUAUGGAGAAACUGGCACCAAAGCAUUGGCCUCCUGGCCAGAGGGUGGCGUAUUGCUUUGAGUCGGCCGCUCAGCGCAGCCCUGACCGGAAGACCUGCCCAAUGAAGGAUGGAAACCCAUUUGGUCCUUUUUGGGAUCACAUUGGUGUGGAGUUUGACAAGUCUGUGUUGUUUGGAGGCAUGUCAUUCAGUCCUUAUUCCCAGGCUCACUGGAUUAAAAGGUUCCCUGCCUCGGAGCACCCAGUGCUGGCCCUGCCUGGCGCCCCGGCCCAGUUCCCGGUGCUGGAGGAGCACGUGGGCCUGCAGAGAUACGUGGUGUGGUCUGACAGUCUGGCACAGGAGGGAGACGGACUCAUCUCCGCACAUCUAACCAGGCCUUACGUCGGCAUUCACCUCAGGAUUGGCUCUGACUGGCACAACGCCUGUAAGCUGCUCCAGAAUGGAGAGGCUGGCCCCCACCUUAUGGCCAGUCCCCAGUGCGUGGGCUACGACCGCCAGACCGCCUCGCCCCUGACCAUGACCAUGUGUCUGCCGGACCUGGCCGAGAUCAAGCGGGCGCUCAAGCUUUGGGUGAAGAAGGUGGCUGCCCAGUCCAUAUACAUAGCCACCGACAGUGAAUCAUACAGCGCAGAGCUGAAGAAGACCUUUAAGAAUAUGAAGGUGGUGAGUCUGCGUCCAGACACGGCUCAGGUGGACCUCUACAUCCUGGGCCAAGCUGACCACUUCAUCGGGAACUGCGUCUCGUCGUUUUCCGCCUUCGUCAAACGAGAACGGGACAUUCACGGCAAACCCUCGUCAUUCUUUGGCAUGGACUACCCAGGGAAAAGAAGAAGGAAAAAGGAUGAAUUUUGAACAUGAACGCACAUUCUCUCCCAGAAGCAAUAAUAAGACAAUGUGCAUAGGACUGAGGCAUACCAGAGGAAGGAUAUCAGGGAGACCAAUUAAGAAGUCGAUGUACUGUAAGAACAAACAACUGCAACAAGCACAGCUUUUCUCUCCAAGCUGGUGUGGCGGUAGCACGCAAACAUGUCCAAAGUCCAUUUAUUUGUCUGUGUCCAUUUUGUGUCCACUUAAUAAGACCAAUUAUUUGCACAGACAGACAGGAGCUGUGUAGGCACUUCAUCUCAAUAUGGUUUGUUUGUUUGUUUCAGCUUGGCUGCCACGUUCUCACCUUCCCCUGUUUAUGAAAAUCUAAGGUAGCUUGAAAAGAUACACGGUCCAACUCAAUAUCUAACCUCCCGUCCUCUCCUUUUGUUUGUGGCCUUGUCAUGCAAGGCAAGACGUCAUUGACAUUAUACGUCUCAUUCAAUGUCUCACAAGCGGACAAUUCUAAGGUCUUAUUUUUUAACCUCUUCAAGGAGGUUAUGUUUUCUGUCGCGUUGGUUUGUUUUUCUGUAGGAUAACUCAAUUUUUUAUGCACAUAUUUUGAUGAAAUUGUGGAAUUCGUGGAGUUGUUCCUUUUGUAAUUUCCAACAAUUGAUUGCAUUUUGGCGGCUCCGGAUCCAGGAUAUUUUUGUUGAAAUAUUCUUCACCAUUGCAGGAUAGGGUGGGAGUUUAGAUAUUUAGUUCUACUCACUAAAUGGUGUUAUUCCAUAGUGGUUCUUUCUGAGCUCAGAGAUAAGAGAUCAGCAGCAUGCAUACAUAGGUUUUCUAAGUCAUGGUUGAAGAUCAUUCUGACACAUGGUAUUGGACCUGUGAGGUUAAUGUCCAAUGUAUAAGAUCCAAAUGUAAUAGGGCUCAUAGACGACAGAAAUGCCUUUUGCCAGGGGGUGUUUAGAGGGUGAAGUUAUAAGGGAUGUUGCACUCUCCUCAGGAGUGGAAACUGAGCCACAGGGAGAGGGAUAACUGAUCCUGCUCAGCCUAAUUAUAGAGGUUGAUGAUACUGCCUCUAUUGCAGGCUUUUACAUUUAGCCGCGGAGUUGUUAAAGAAAAGCAUGUCUAUUUUUAAUUAAAUACCAUUUUAGAAUGA